Microthlaspi erraticum is the source of this 378-nucleotide messenger RNA. NCBI's taxonomy places the organism in Eukaryota, Viridiplantae, Streptophyta, Magnoliopsida, Brassicales, Brassicaceae. The record is from the annotation of a GenBank genome assembly.
AUGAGUGGUAGACCUACACUUAGGUCUACUCCACGUGGAGGGUUAGUUUUGCAAUUGAUUGAGAAAAAUGUUUUUUUGAGGUCUACCUUGUCGGUCUACUCCACGUGGAGGGUAAUGGUUUGUCUAGCUUCCGUUUAUGGAAAAUGGGUGGUGAUGGAAGACAAGUCAUGGCAUUUUGAGAUGGAUAAAGGAAAAGAGAGAGAAUGUUCUACUUACGGGAUGGUUGUACACAUGAAGGAGCCUCUUAGAAUGGUACAAGCUGACUAUAUGUUGGAUAUGGAACCAGAACUGGUGGAAUUAUCUUAUCCAUUACCAGAUGUGAUGCUCCAUCAAAUACCCUCAGACUUUCCUCAUAUGUACAUCACCAACGAUGGAUAG